AUGGCCUUGCCCGUCCUGCAGCAGAACGCUCUCCUCGGCACCCCAGACACAGGCCAGCGAGAAUUGCUAGUACAAGCGCGGAGGACCCAGAAUGUGAAACGUCGCGCUGGAGAAUCCGCACAACGACCUACUGCUCCCCGUCGACAGUCUUUAAGGCGUGUCAAGGACUCCAAGGAAGAGCUGCGCACGAGAACCCGCACGCGAGGCCUUAGUAGUGCGACGGUCGAAUCGUCGACUACCAGCACCACAACACCCUCGGGCGGCCGCUCCUUCACCGUGGCCAACAUCAACCACGGCAUCAUCUACCUCAGGCCUGUAGUGCGCUCUGGCAACCAGCGCAGUCGUCCCUCACCCGAUCCCUUCGUCUUCCCGCCCCAGACUCCGCCCGACAGCGCAACCCUCGACUCAAACGCUCUGCGGCCCCCGAGCAAUGACUGGGAACAGAGCCUCUACAGCUCGCGCACUCCAACCCGCAAGGAGCCCGCUCCCCCCCCGCCACCUCGAGAUGUGAAGACGGACGAGGAUUCCAAGCAACGGCCCACCCAGCAUACAACCCCUCCUCGCCCAAUUGCCCACGUGCGCUCGCGAUCUUUCUCAACGGCCGACGAGCACACAGUCGCAUCGCAAAGCACCGAGCCUGGGACCUUCAAGGUGGUGAUUGAGAGACCAGCAUUUCGGCGUCCCAAGACCGCAGACACGGGCUCGCUCCCCGUUCUCCAGGUUCCGAUUCCCCAUUAUCGGCUCGGCACUCCUCGUUUCAGUGCACGAGGCACCGCAAUCCUCCGGAGUUCAGUGUACACGCGUGCAUCGGGCACGGAAGAUCUCAGGUCCUCCGUCUUCACACCACAGCGCGCUACGCACUCGUUCCUCUCGUCACGGCCGCGUUCCGAAGUGUACUCACCCGCCUUGCUCAACUACCGAACAACUAUGGACCGCAUGCCCUUGCAGCCGUCUACAACCCCUUCCUCGGCACGUGUCUCUAAAGUCCCGAUCGGACCUCAGCUGUACGAUGCUCUCACAGUGAAUCCAGAUGAUCAUGCUGUCGUCCGAUUCUCGGCCUCGGGAGACAUCCUAGCAGCUACUCCCUCUCGUCUUGUGGCCCAUAUAACAUCUCCCAGUUUUCUAGACUACGAGCUGCUCUCAGACUUUUUUCUCACCUUCCGCUCAUUUCUCUCCAGUCGUGAUCUGGUGGCAUAUCUGAUUUCACGUCUACGGUGGGCAGUGGACAGGCAAGACGACUUUGGUCGAAUCGUGCGCGUGCGGACUUUCGUUGCGCUCCGACACUGGAUACUAAAUUAUUUCGUAGAUGACUUCGUCCCAGUCUACCAGUUGCGGACCUACUUCUGCGAAUUAGUCAAUGGUCUCUACCAGGAUUUGAGAGCCCGCGCGGACGGUGGCGGGGGCGACAUCAAGAUUGUUGGCGAGCUCAAGAAAUGCUGGAGACGGACAUGCGCGUUGUACUGGGACCACGAUGACGUAGUUGGUAAAGAUUUGGCGGAUGAUGACCUCCUUGCAGGAGGUCAGGCUAGUUCACAGGCCUCGUUUGAAGAGAUUAUCCCUCCAAUACCCUCCACCCCACCACAAAAAACUACCCGCAGCGCCAAAGUCGAAACCAUCGGAUCGAAUCCCAGCGAUCAAUUUGCCAGCAAGCACAUGGACUGGGCCCAGAGGGCUCGCCAUACUCCUCAAAACUCUUUUAGCUCCCCUUACAUUCCAUCCUCGCAUUAUGAAGGGGCUCCAGUUCCCCAUUCCCCAGCGAGCGAACAGAGUAUGCAAGUCCUGUCAUGUUCUAUUCCAAUGCGAGGUCUGAACAGAACAGAAGCAGCGAAUGAUGUGCCACUAUAUCCUCAUCCGGUGCCUCAUCCGGUCCCCCAUCCCGUUCCUGCUCGGUUAGCGACAAGUCCACAGUAUUCGGUGUCUAUUAAGAGACCAAACAAUAGGCCCUCUCACGCUCAUAAGCGGAGUGGCAGUUUCUCAGACGCGUUAAGGGACCACAGAGCGCCUUUAUCCAUCCCUAAGAGUGCUGCUCCAGAUGCUGCAAUCUCCGCCGUGUCGAAGAUGCCUGGUACUCUUGUGCGUGGUGGAUUAUUCCAACCCGGGUCACCCUAUAUCGAUGUCAAGAAUGGCGGCCUGCGUCACACUCGAUCUCAUCUGGAGCUUGAACCUGUGGAUGCUUCAGCGGGCGAUGUGCAUGCACGCCCUGGUCAUGCAACUAAUCCUGGCAUGAAGAAACUAUUUGGAAGUGUUCGUCGUGCAUUAAGCAGUAAACAACCUUCGGCUUCGACACCACACCUCCCAAGCUUAGUCCACCAAUCACAUCCUACUCCGUCUACCCGAUCAUCUAAUCCAGCUAUUUCGACGGCAUCAGGGGGUGUUCACAAACGUCGGUAUGCCCGGCCUCGCCCCCAGGUCCGUAUUGACAUUCUAGCAUCCAAGGUUGCGGAGAGUUUUAAAGAGGCAGUAAAAGAGGAAAUGAAGAAUGAGAAUCCACAUGGAAGUGCGCCUGGUCUGAGUGGGUUUGAAUUCGAAUUUGAGAAGCGAGACACAACAACUACCGAGGAGCAAUUGAAAGCGCCAGAUCUCAAAGAUCCUCGAAUAUACAGCAACGUUACCACUGGCAGCCGUUCGAUCUUGAUAGUUGAUGAUACAGGUGCCCCACCAAUUCCCUUGAUGUCAGGUGCUCUGCCCAGCCUAGAGACUAAAGGCGAUCUUUCAAAAUCCCAAGACUCUUUACCAGUUCAGCGCAAUGCGUCAAUUGACGAACGGCUAGCUGAAUCAAAUUACCCUAGGACUCGACAUUCAGACCUAUAUAAAGACCCAGAGUCUGAGCCUGAACCUGAACCUGAGUCCAAGCCCUCGGCAGAAUGGCGGCGAACUUCGCGUGACUCGAUCCCGCGUACCGUUGUCACUCGAAGGAGGUCCCUGUCUGAAGGUCGAGAGCAAAUGCAUUCAUUCCGAUGGCGAGGGUCGACGAAAAUUUCCAUGGCCCGCUCAGGAUCUUUGAGGAGGCACGCAUCCUACAAUAGUGGGUUGACAAGAUACGGGCGAGCAGGAAGCGUUGCAACAAGUGUACAAACCAUGUCAUCGGACAACGAUCCAUUUUUCCUCGACCGUCAUCCCCCUGGCCCAGCCGGCCCAUCCCGCCAACUGCGACGCCGCCCAGGAGGUGACCUCCGCGCUGUGGAUAAUGUGCAUGACCUUGAGCAUAUGCAACGCCCUCACUCAACUGGCUCAAUGUCGAAUCGCACCCACUCAAUCGCCAAUUCCGUUAUUCUACAUUCUGAUCGUUACAUCCAGCCAACUAGUGAACCCGAGAAACGUACCGAUACUCAGGAAAAUGGGGAGACAAAGAAGAAGCACAUUUCUCUGGUGGCCACUCAUUCAUCCCAACCAAACCUAAGGCCCUCUUUCGAGGCGGAAGUGGCCAAGCUUGCUGCCUUACCUGAUGAUAUUGAUGAUGACGGCGGGAUUGAAUCUGCUUUGAUGAAAUUAGAGGGAAGAUACGAAAAGAAGAGCCCCGACCCCUCGCCGAGGAUAACCAUGGAACCUGAAGUUUACCGGCCAACCGGUACCCCAAUGGACUACUCUGGCGCUUCUUCCGUUCGAUCUAGAGAACGCUCUCCCCAUACUAUUGGUAAUUCACAGACCGACGACGUGCUUCAUCGACCGCUUGCUGUACCUGGAACGGAGGGUCAAGGCAUGUAUCGUCUCUCAGGAGAGAACUUCAAUCGCAGAGUUCCAGGAGUAACCUCAGCUGCAGAGUCUGAAGAUUCAUAUUCUUCAAUUCCUCUCCUUGACCGCGGGCUCAGUGACAUUACAACCUCGCAACGAUCCCAGGCUCAAGACUCUAUGCGGUCUUCGGCAAAACCCGCACCACUCAAAACUAAUAGCUCCCUAAGGCGGCCUCAAGAACAAAUUGUGCCUCCACUGCGAUCCCCAAACUCAUCCAUUGAAUAUGUUAUCGAGACGGACAGUAUGAAGAGGAUACCUCGUGACGGCACUCUUCCAAGAGCAUCUGUACCUAGAGAAUCGUUUUUGCUAGAUGAAGAUGAGGAUCUUAGCGACAUGACUGACGACAGUUCUGAGAUGGCGGCUCGAUCAGACAGCACAAGCCAUGGUGUAAGAAGCUUCUUCGAUGAUGAACCCGCCACCGUGGACAAUGACAAGGAAACCCUCCCAACACAUCCUAUGCGCCAUCCACCUACUCCCCCGCUUACAGCAAAUCGAUUGAACGAUGUGUAUCCUCUUGUUGAUACAACCUUUCAACGUGGACUUCCUACUCCCGGACUCUCACCAACCUCUAGAGUAACCAAUCAACCAUUCGGUCGUUCGAGCCAACCUCUAGAGCAGGCGAUCGAAUUGCAAGAGCUCAAGAAAGACAAUACACCGCCACCCCCUGCGCAUUUACCUUUCGUCUUAGCCUACGACUCCGAAACGCUUGCUCAACAGUUUACAAUUGUUGAAAAAGACGCUCUAGAUGAGAUUGAUUGGAAGGAGUUGAUCGAACUUCGAUGGAAGCAAUCCUCGCCGCAGAUUCGAGACUGGGUACAAUAUCUCAGGACCCAGGAAGCCAGAGGGGUUGAUGUUGUGAUAGCACGGUUCAAUCUCGUCGUUAAGUGGGCCGUUUCGGAGAUCGUUCUCACUGAAGCACUCGAGGAGAGGGCACGAUGCAUUGUGAAGUACAUUCACAUUGCAGCUCAUGCUCGUCGACUCAGGAAUUAUGCGACCAUGUAUCAGCUCACCAUCGCUCUUCUAUCGACCGAUGUCUCGCGACUAAAGGGGACAUGGGCUCUCAUUCCUGCCGUCGAGCAGCAGACCAUGAGGGAUCUUGAAGCCCUUGUCCAGCCGCUCCGCAAUUUCCACAAUUUGCGUGUCGAGAUGGAAACCGCCACGGUGGAAGAGGGUUGUAUCCCGUUUAUUGGCAUUUAUACCCGCGAUUUAAUUUACAAUGCUCAAAAACCUGGCUUCAUCGAUGCCGCUCCUGUUGACGGAGAACGACUUGUGAACUUUGAACGACAUCACACGGCCGCCAUGAUUGUAAAGAGUCUUUUGCGCCUGCUCGAGGCUAGCUCCAAAUACACCUUUAAAGCCGAACCAAACAUCAUCAGCAAAUGCCUAUGGAUGGCAGCGUUAGAUGACGAGGAGCUCACCACACUUAGUCGGAGGUAUGAGUAA
Molecule: messenger RNA, 5175 nt
Organism: Lindgomyces ingoldianus
Lineage: Eukaryota; Fungi; Ascomycota; Dothideomycetes; Pleosporales; Lindgomycetaceae
Product: ras GEF
Exons: 3
Coding region: 1-5175 (1724 amino acids)
Biological process (GO): Ras protein signal transduction; positive regulation of GTPase activity
Cellular component (GO): plasma membrane
Molecular function (GO): guanyl-nucleotide exchange factor activity
Source: RefSeq, a predicted model, not a curated record